This is a messenger RNA of Thlaspi arvense, 1678 nucleotides long. Lineage: Eukaryota; Viridiplantae; Streptophyta; Magnoliopsida; Brassicales; Brassicaceae. The record is from the annotation of a GenBank genome assembly.
GUUUUGACUUUUUUUUCUUUCUUUUCUAACAAUUCAAGAGUUUGCGCGAAACAAUGGAAACAGGUUUUUCGUUGGUGCGUAAAGAAGAGGAAGAAGAUUUUAAAAAUGAGAAAUCAGCCGAUCAGACGAUUAUCUUGUCAACAGAGAUGAUGAAGAAAGUUAGCUCCAUGGCUGCUCCAAUGGUGGCUGUGGCUGUUUCUCAAUACCUCCUUCAAGUUAUCUCCAUAGUUAUGGCCGGUCACUUGGACGAGCUCUCUCUCUCCGCCGUAGCCAUCGCCACGUCUCUUACCAAUGUCACCGGCUUUAGCCUUCUCUUUGGCUUGGCAGGUGCGUUAGAGACACUAUGUGGUCAAGCUUUUGGAGCAGAACAAUUUAGGAAAAUCAAUGCAUACACUUACAGCUCAAUGCUCUGUCUUGUCUUGUUCUGUUUCCCAAUCUCUCUUUUGUGGGUUUUCAUGGACAAACUCUUGGAGAUUUUCCAUCAAGAUCCACACAUCUCUCAAUUAGCUUGUAGAUACUCGAUCUGGCUCAUACCGGCUUUAUUCGGAUUCGCUGUUCUUCAAUCUAUCUCUCGAUAUUUCCAGUCACAAGGCUUAGUUCUGCCUCUCUUCCUGAGCUCUCUUGGAGCUCUCUGUUUUCACAUUCCCUUUAGCUGGCUUCUUGUCUAUAAACUGAGGUUUGGAAUCGUUGGCGCCGCUUUGUCCAUUGGUUUUUCGUAUUGGCUCAAUGUAGGUUUGCUUUGGGUUUUCAUGAGAGACUCUGCUCUGCAUCGUGGAACCAAGAAUCUUCGGGCGCAAGAAAUCUUCUUUACCAUGAAGCAGUUCAUCGCCCUCGCGAUUCCCUCUGCCAUGAUGACUUGCCUGGAAUGGUGGUCUUUUGAGCUUCUUGUACUGAUGUCUGGACUCUUACCAAACUCAAAGCUCGAAACAUCGGUCCUAUCCAUUUGCCUAACAAUGUCAUCCUUGCAUUUCGUUCUAGUGAAUGCAAUAGGAGCAGCCGCAAGCACACAUGUCUCAAACGAGCUAGGAGCUGGAAAUCCAAAAGCAGCUCGAGCCGCGGCUAACUCUGCGAUUUUCCUAGGUGCUAUUGAUGCAGCCGUAGUAAGCAUCACUCUCUACAGCUACCGAAGAAAUUGGGCGUAUAUAUUCAGCAACGAGAGUGAAGUGGCUCACUAUGCAACUCAAAUCACACCCUUUCUCUGCUUAUCCAUUGGUCUUGACGGCUUUCUCGCUGUGCUUUCAGGGGUUGCUAGAGGAACAGGGUGGCAACAUAUAGGAGCUUAUGCAAACAUAGGAUCGUAUUAUCUGGCCGGGAUCCCGAUAGGUUCGGUCUUGUGUUUCGUUGUGAAAUUGAGAGGGAAAGGACUUUGGAUCGGUAUAUUGAUAGGCUCUACCCUACAAACAAUUGUUUUUUCUCUUGUCACCUUCUUUACCAAUUGGGAACAAGAGGCAGCGAAGGCUAGAGACAGGGUAAUCGAGAUGACAUCACAAGGCAACCAAGUAACCGAAACAGAAAGAAUGUUAAAAGAGGAUGUACUAGCGUUAUUAAAGGAUGUUUCAGAAAAUGUGUAAAGUCACUUAACGUAAGUAUUUUGUCAAUUUUUAUGGAUGUUGAUUUACAUUUGGAUUCGUUGUAUGCAGAAAAGUUGAGAAAUUGAGAUGCAAAAGUUUCAUUUAAA